Drosophila serrata is the source of this 2886-nucleotide messenger RNA. RefSeq lists its product as uncharacterized. Gene Ontology annotation, molecular function: potassium ion leak channel activity; outward rectifier potassium channel activity. Gene Ontology annotation, biological process: stabilization of membrane potential; potassium ion transmembrane transport. Gene Ontology annotation, cellular component: plasma membrane. The record is from RefSeq and is a predicted model, not a curated record. NCBI's taxonomy places the organism in Eukaryota, Metazoa, Arthropoda, Insecta, Diptera, Drosophilidae.
ACUCACUGAUCGAUCUGUGGAAGCAGGAAAGGCACAGCGAAACAGCGACCAAAUGCAAGAUGAAUCCGGAUCAAUCGAUGUCAAUGCAAACUGGGGCGCAACCACCGCCGCCGCCGCCCUCGCAGCUGACCAGCCAUGCCAUGGCCAUGGCCACCGUCACGCCCACAUCCUGUCCAGGAUCCGGAACGGGAUCGGUAGGAUUAACCGGGAGCACAGCAACGGGAAUGCAUUACGGUGUCAGCAGUGGCGGUGGCAUCGGAGGAGGAGGUGUGCCCACCUCUGGAGCGGGCAACACAGCCGGGAGCUAUGUGUCCAUUGGCAUCCUGCCCAGCAUGCCGCCCGCCCAGCUAGCACCGCUGCUGUUGCCCGCACCGCCGACAGCGACGACAACGACCUUCAAGACCACGCCCCUGCUGCCCAUGCCCACGCUGGAGGACAUUGAGGUGGCUGCCAAUCAAGGUGGUGGCGGACCAGGUGGUCAGGUCGUAGUUUCUUUGGCACAACCCUCGCUGGCCCCGCCGGGUAUCUUAAAGUAUCCCACCGCCGCUGGGUAUGUGAGUGACUUGAUGGCACCGCCUCCGAACCUGCAAUCCCUCCAGCAACAACUCCCUCUGACCCUGCCCCUACCAAUGCCACUGCCCCCCUGCAACAGCACUGGCGGCGGCGGUGGUGGUGGUGGUGGUGGUGUUGGUGGUGGAAAUAGCAGUGGCAACAACAAUUCUGGCAGCAAUUGUGGCACACUCAAGAGCAAUGCCAAACUGCUGCCGCUUCAAUUGAUGAGCAGCAGCAGUGGCACUACGCCGCCGAACCGUAAGGAACCACUGCCACCGGCUCAUCCGCAGGCUGCAUCCAUUCAGGCGCAAGCCCAGGUGCAACACCAGCUGCAGCAGCAACAUCAACAGCAGCAGCAGCAACACCACCAGCAGCAGCGGCAACGUAAGCGAAAGGGAUGGUGCUCCUGCUUCGGUGGUGGUGGCUCUAGGGGCAAUAGCUCCUCUUCCUCCGGCAGCGAAGGGAAGACCCCGCCAGGAUAUGGCUCCAAGGAGGGCAUCAAGAAGAAACGGAAGGGUACCUCGCAGACGGUGUGGUCUGCCCUCCUCACCAAUUUGGGGAUUUGUAUGCUGCUGCUUGCCUACACAUUGUUAGGCUCCUUCAUCUUCCUGACCAUUGAAAACGAGGACUCGGCUUUGCUGCAUCAGCAGCACACAUUGGCCAGCACCAAGCGGAAUAUGGCUAAUACAGGGAACAGCAUCUAUCAGCAGCAGCAGCAGCAGCACAAUCUGCAACAGCAGCAGCAGCAGCAGAGGACGCCGCACCAGUCAUCGGGACAUCAUGGGGAUAACGAUACGAUAACCGCCGCUGUGGCUGCCCAGGGAAUGAUCUCGGGUUCGGGAACUGCAAAUGGUGGACCCUUUGGCGGUGACUUUGUCUAUGGUGUGGAGGAUGCCGAUCUGGAUUCUGGCGGGAUGCCACAGUUUGCCCUUUCGCCGGACACUUAUGAUGUGCGUCAGCGGACCAUUGAGAAUAUUUGGGACAUUACUGUUUCGCUCAAUAUUCUGUACAAGGAGAAUUGGACAAAAUUAGCCGCACUUGAAAUAGCCAAGUUUCAAGACCAAUUAAUCAAGAGACUGAACGAGGAUGUUAUGCUGCAAUUAUCGCACGAGGAUGUGGCCAAUGCCAACAGCAACUCCCCUCUUCCCCGCUCUGGCAGCAACAGCAACAGCAACAACAACAAUCCAGCCACGGAAGCUGUACUCCUACACACACACUAUCAUCAUCAUCGCGCCGGCGGAGGCGUUGGAGGCGUGGCCGUGGGCGGUGGUCCGCCGCACGAAUGGAAUUUUGCCAAAGCGUUUUUGUAUUCGCUGACCGUUUUGACCACAAUUGGCUAUGGAAACAUUGCACCCAGGACGACUCUCGGCAGGAUUGUCACCUUGGCCUAUGCCUUCUUUGGCAUACCGCUGACCCUCGUUUACCUGAGCAGCACGGGCAGUAUCCUGGCUAGAGUGGCUCGAGAGGUCUUCUCCAAGGCUCUGUGCUGCUGCCUGUGCUCCAAUUGUGGCUAUUGUUGCUACGACGAGAAAAGGAUGGCGGAGAAGGAGCGAAGGAUGCGUAGGAAGCGGCAACAGGAGGAGCUGAGGAAGCAGCAGGCGGUGAUGCAGGAACCCUACUAUGUCCGGGAUGUGUACCAUGCCACGCCGGAGAAGGAUGCCGGCGGCGGUGGUGUUGGGGGAGGAGGAGUUGAUCCACCCUCCGCGGCCACUGUGGGUGGCUUGGGUGGAAUGGGUGACAUUGAUUCGCUGAGUGCCAGCGAGUCAAGAGGAUCGAUGCAUGGCCUGAGCAUCCUGGCACCCAUCCUGCUCUGCUUUUCCAUGAUGAUCAUCUAUAUAGUGUUUGGUGCAGCCGUAUUAUAUCGCCUGGAGAACUGGCCCAUUCUGGAUGGGAUCUACUUUUGCUUCAUGAGUCUGUCCACCAUUGGAUUUGGUGAUAUGUUGCCAGGAUUGCGUAGGGAAUCGAAUGCCACCACCUGGUUUUGUUCCGUUUACAUAAUGUCCGGCAUGACACUCACGGCCAUGUGUUUCAAUGUCAUUCACGAGGAGAUUGUCCAUCGGAUUCGGAUUGUGGUGGAGUUUAAGAAGACAAGUGCCGCCAAUUCGGGACCUGGUCUGGUGGGAUCGGGCAGUGGAGGUGGCACCGGUGGUCCUGGCAGUUCCAUGAUGGAUGUGGCGCACGAGGAGGGUGGCCAGUAUUAUGUGCCAGCAUCCUGACACUACGAGAAGCGAGGGCAUCUCUACCAGCGUAACCCCACCGAAGAGACCCUGGUGACAGACACCCCACAUCGCUGGUGAUGAAAGACUAUGUCAACCAUGAGCUGGUGCCCAUUUU